This is a messenger RNA of Nezara viridula (southern green stink bug), 351 nucleotides long. NCBI's taxonomy places the organism in Eukaryota, Metazoa, Arthropoda, Insecta, Hemiptera, Pentatomidae. The record is from the annotation of a GenBank genome assembly.
AUGGCCGUUGCUCCAGAUCCACAUAAACUUUUAUUGCCUGAUCCUGACUUUGUUCCAACCUUUUGGACUGGCAAAUUUUUUCCUACAUUUAUGACAGGCCUUGGUUUUGCUAGUGUAUGCAUUAAUAAAUUUGCAUUAAAAAAACCACUUUUCAGCGGUAUACAGAUGCACAUUGGGGUAGCCGCUGCAGCUUUUGGAGUGAGCUAUAUGUUGCAAAAGUGGUAUGAUAUCCGUAAUAUGGAAAAAGAUGCUGUUUACAGACAUUAUAUAGCUCUCCAUCCAGACGAUUUUCCUAUGCCAGAGAGGAAGAAAGUAGGAGAAAUUUUUCCGAAGUUUGUACCAAUCCGAUAG